Messenger RNA from Cadophora gregata, 1587 nucleotides. RefSeq lists its product as uncharacterized. Lineage: Eukaryota; Fungi; Ascomycota; Leotiomycetes; Helotiales; Ploettnerulaceae. Gene Ontology annotation, cellular component: Golgi apparatus; membrane. The coding region runs from base 84 to 1154 and encodes 356 amino acids. Gene Ontology annotation, biological process: retrograde vesicle-mediated transport, Golgi to endoplasmic reticulum. The transcript is spliced from 2 exons. The record is from RefSeq and is a predicted model, not a curated record.
UGAUUUGUUUGAACUAGAAGGUUGUUAUCUACAUCGAACACGUACACGAUCCGAGCCCCGGAGCUUCUCGAAGACUCACCAUCAUGCCUCCCAGAUUAAAUAUUCCACCCAUAACGCGCAUCCUUCUCAUCGUCCUCCUCGCGCAAUCCCUUUUGAGCUUCGCCUUGCGAUACAGACAAUGGUCGGAGGAGUCUGAUAUUGUGGUUCCGUACCUUGCGCUGGUACCACAGUUGUCACUCAUUUAUCCUUGGACUUUUCUUACAACGACGCUGGUGGAGAAUAAUGUGUUUACGCUGGGCAUAGCGGGAGUUACAAUUUUCUAUGGAGGGAGGUAUCUGGAGAGGGCCUGGACCUCAGCGGAGUUCGCAAAGUUCCUACUCGUUGCGGCUUUGAUACCCAAUAUUCUUUGCUUUGGAACUUUGGUAACGCUUUUCGCGGUGACGGGUGAUAUGCGCUGGACUUUGACUUCCAUUAAUGGCACUAUCCCUCUACAGAUUUCGUUUCUAGUCGCCUUCUCUCAGUUAGUACCUGCGCAUACUGUUACUCUAUUCCGCGGCAUCAUAUCUCUUCGAGUCCCAAGGUUUCCGCUCCUCCAUAUUCUCGGAGUCUUCCUCCUGUCUCUCACUCCUUUGCUGAGUGCAGCAUCUUUCAUAUUGGCAGCAACCGGCUUCCUCACAAGCUGGACCUACCUGCGAUUCUACAAGCCAGCGUUUCCAGACCUCGAUGCAAACCAAUCUCCUUCUUUGCGCGGCGAUCCUAGCGAGUCGUUCGCAUUCGCAGAGUUCUUCCCUGAUCCAGCCAAGCCCCUCGUGGCUUCGAUCUCGGCCCAGAUAUACAAUAUCUUAGUCUCAGUACGGAUAUGUACACCAUUCUCUGCAGCAGACGUAUCAGCGUCUCGGGGCGACACAUUCGUACAACGAGGCACUCCAGGUAGUGCCCGGCAAGAAGCAGAGCGGAGGAGGGCAUUGGCAUUGAAAGAACUAGAUCAGCGAUUGAACGCAGCGACUUCGAAACCGAAACCGCAAGCGCCUCCUCCUGUCCAGCCAGGACCAAGUGUGCAGAUCCAACCACAGCCAAAUGUGCAGACGCCCGCUGCUAUGCUGGGAGAGACGACUUAUGUCCCGGACAGAGAAGACGGGAAGGACGGGCAUUGAUGGAAUGGUGAAUAAUAUACUCUGGGUGUCUUGGAGUGAAGGACAGUGAUCGGUGUAAAGCGUUGUAAAUCCUUGUAUAUCAGAUGCCUAUGAUACCCCAACGCGUCACGCUCAGUAUUGUGACGCAAACUGUCCAGGAUUUCCGAGCAGUUUAGGCAAUUUAGCCAUGGGAAAUUGGGAUACAGGUUUGAAAUGUUCUGGGGAUGUGCUCAAGGCGCCUUUUUGGAGUAAUAUUGGCAUAUGAGAUACGCUGCAAAUGCGGCGAAUAAAACAUUGUAGAAGUCCCUGAACUGCCUCUUAGGCUCGCUUUGUAGCGUUCGUUGCUGGCGCUGGGGGCCCUCUGAAUUAGUGAUUGAGCCCUGAAAGUCUAGCGUUCCGUGGCUGGGGCGGAAGUGCAGGGGCCUGCGCUGCAAGAUAGCUCCAGACUCGUUGA